This is a messenger RNA of Condylostylus longicornis, 7013 nucleotides long. Its product is annotated as brefeldin A-inhibited guanine nucleotide-exchange protein 3. Gene Ontology annotation, biological process: regulation of ARF protein signal transduction. The transcript has 10 exons. Lineage: Eukaryota; Metazoa; Arthropoda; Insecta; Diptera; Dolichopodidae. The coding region runs from base 276 to 6554 and encodes 2092 amino acids. Gene Ontology annotation, molecular function: guanyl-nucleotide exchange factor activity. The record is from RefSeq and is a predicted model, not a curated record.
AAUGGCAAUUUGCAAUAAUUUCAUAAAUAAAUCAUGAAAAAAUUUAUACUAAAAGAUUUUACAUAUAAAAUUGAUAAUAAAAAUAAAUGAAAGGAAAAAAAAAUUCCAAAUUAAGAAUGGUAAUGAUAAAGUUAAAUAAAGGUUAAUUUACAACUGAAAUAAAUUCAAAAUUAAAUCAAAAGAAGAACUUUUUAAUCUAUACAAGAAACAAAUUUACAAACAAAGAGAAUAUUUAAGUGAAAGAUCCUGAUAAUACAUACAAGAACGCCUUCAAAAUGGAAGAUUUACUAUUGCAAAUAAUUAAAGAGUCAACUGGGACGAAACAUAACACCCUCAAACAAGCAGCUCAAAUUGCUUAUGACAAAUUAUACAGACAACACGGAAUACACAGAGAUCCAUCGCAUGAAUUACGUUCGGUAUGCUUAACUGCACUACAGAUGGCACUAGAAACAAAACGUCCAAAAUAUAUUACAAUGGGGUUAAACGGGUUACAUCGAAUAAUAAAAGAUGAACGUUUUUUUAUUGGUCUUGAGCCAGAAGAUGAUUCACUUUGGUUACCAGCACAAUUACUUCGUGCUACUAUAGGUGUAACCCCUUCAGCUAGUACUGAAGAUACUGUAGUAAAUGUAUUACGAUUAUUUUUAGCAAUGGCUUGUUCACCAACAUGCACUUUAAAUGGUCGGCUUUUAAUUGAAAUACUUGGUAGAUGUGGUGAAUGUUGGGAGACUGGUUCGCGGGCUGUACGUGCUGCUUCAUUAGCAGCAGCAAGUCAAUGUUUAAGAACAUUUUGUGCUUUUCUUAAAGAUGAAGCUGAAGAAGUUCAAAAAACUGCACCACCAGGUAUGAUAACAGCAGCACAAGCCUCAGCUGUUUACAAUGAAGUUAUACCAGUAAUGCAAUGGUUGUGUAGUCGUUUAAUUGAACCAAAAGUAGGUACACCAAAGAAAACUGAAGCUAAUGGUUCAUUAUUUUUAACUGAAUGUAUACUAACAUUAUCGUCAUCAUUACCUAGAGGUGUACAAGUAAAUCCUCAUUUUACAUCAUUUUUGUGGCAGAAAUUUUGUCCUACUUUAGCAGCGGCUUUAGGUUCACCAGGGCGAAUUAAUUUGGAUAAAAAAUUCACUUAUAAAGAUGCUCUUCAUAUUAUUGAAAAUGAGGCCAGAGGUUUUUUCACAGGACCAGGAUUAGAUGGUCCACAAGCAAGAUGUGUUUACUUAACCGGAAUUCAAUUAUUAAGAAUAGCGGGAGCACAAGGAUCACUAAGACCAAUGCUUGAAGCAUUAUUUCACAGAAUGUUGUUACUUCCAGCACCCCAAAAUCGAACCGAGCCAUUAAAAUGUGUUAGAGAGAUCUUUAAAAGUCCAGAAAGACUGGUGGAUUUAGCUGUUAUUCUAUAUUUGGAUAAAAAUACUAGCCAAGGAUGUAGCGAUGAAAUGGCAUUAUUUAGAUUGAUUAUUGACGCAAUGGAGGAAUGUGCCCUUGCAGUACAAACAGGAAGCGGAAAUGAACAAUCUUUACAAGCAAGUGUUGAAUGCGUUGUGGCGCUUUUAGACAGUCUUCAAACAUUGUGUUCUGGUGAAAUUAACGAAAACACCAUCAGCGAUCAAAUCGUAGAUGUAAUAAAUUAUCGACAUCCAACAUUGCGAGAAGCUGAUUAUACUGGCCCAUUAACCUACCAGUCAAUGGCACGACUUCCCGCUCCUUACAGAGAUGCUGUCGCAGAAUUGAGACAGAAUGGUUUUGAAACCUCUUCAGGAUCUGAGAGUGAUGGAGAUGCUCAACAUGAAGCUGAUAUUACAUCAAAUGCUUCCGGUGAUACAGAAGGUCCUGAGGAUGAUGCACAGUCUUCCAGUGAUGAAGGGUCAUCAAAAGUUGAAAAUUUAUGGCCAUAUUCUCAUUUAGAAGCACCAGUAAUCCCCACCAGAUUAGAUACUGACAAUGAUCGAUAUCACGCGAGAGAUUUUGCUAAGUCUUUGCAAAAUGAUUUAGUACCAAAAUUACUUCGUUUGCGAUCAUGUGUUGAGGUUGACGAAGCUAUGCAGGAAUUUGCUUCCGCAAUAUGUCACGAGAAUAGUAUGAAUUAUUCAGAUUUUGAUUACAAUUUAACAGCAAUAAAUGCUGACGGAAUUUAUUUAGCUAUUUAUUCAGCACUAUUGUUAAGUUUGCAAUUGAUAAGAGCUGGACAUUAUGAAGAUCCAGAUAAAGGAAUAUUUAUUCCUAUGUCCGAACAGCAAUUUGUAACUUCUGUACAGAAUACUGGGGUUCUAGUGUAUUUAUCUACACCGUGGCUUUGUGAAUUGUAUCAAUGUGUAAUUGUAACGAAUCCUUUAGAAGCUUUGAAAAAAUCUGAAAUAGAUUCAACUCGAUGUGCUUUGGUUGACAUGUUAUGUGAUGCAGGUGGUUUGGGUGCAACUCAAAUGAUGUCCGAAUGGCAAAGAUUACAAUCAUCUGCUGUCAGAUAUAAUGAAGAUUAUAAUGACAGAAGAGAAGCAGCAAAAAAGCUCAGUAGAAGAUUGUUGACUUGUUGUUGGGAAUCAAUGGUUACAGUACUAAGUACCGGUUUAGGUGAUUUCACCACGAAUGGAUCAAAUCGAUUGGUUGCAUUAUCAAAACGAACGCUAAGAGUCAAAAUGAAACAUAACAAAAAUAAUGGUGAAGCUUUAUACGCUAUGUGUUUAGAUGGUCUACAUGCGGCUGCAACUUUAAGCAAUUCUCUUAAUUUACAACAUUUGGCUGGUAAAAUAUUAAACCUUUUAUCAUCAAAUGUUUGCCAGACUUCUGGUCCCCGCAUUUCGGCAAGCCAAGCAAUGUCUAUGGAUGUUGUUUUAACUGGUGGACUAAAUUUAGGGUCAUACAGUGCAGAUUGUUGGCACUCAGUUUUUGCAGUUUGUAGACAUGUCACACAAUUAGAACAUGACAUAUUUAGUUUACAAAAUCCUAUUACGACUUCACCAACAACCAAUCGAAGAGAUAUGGAAACUGGGGAGAAAUUAAACACUUCACCUGGAAAGGAUAAAUUAAAUUUGUCAACAAUUCCAAUCGAUGAUGAUGAAACUUGUGUGGAUGUGUACAGUUUUCUUCAAGCGCCAAUGCAAGCUCCAAAUACAAAUGUAGCAUCGAUUUUAAAGGUUUAUUCUGGUUCGAAUGAACCAGUAUUGUUAAGUCAAUCUGACACAUCAAAAGUUUUAUGUGCACUGUCACAUCAAGCUGAAAAUUUAUUUAAUGAUGCAGCAGAACGCUUAAGUUUACCAUCAAUUUGUCAGUUUCUCAAAAGUUUAUGUCGGGCUUCAAGAGAGCAAUUGUAUAAAAGUAAUUCAGUCCGAAAAGGUGGUAGAAUUUGGUGGCCAAGUCGUGGAUGGAAAAAAGCUGAUUCACUACCUUUAUCAUUACUUUUACAUCGCGUUGGAGAUGUUACAUUAAAAGUUUUUCGGAGCUCUAGACCGCUUUUACAUAUUUUGAAAGUUUGGGCUAUAACCGGACCACAUUUAAUGGAUGCCGCUUGUCAUAAGGAAAGAGUUAUAUCAAAACGUGCUAUAGAAUAUAUACAUGACAUUAUUACAGCGCUGCUGGUUGAACAAUCGGAAUUGCCUCAUUUUCAUUUCAAUGAAGCACUACUUAAACCAUUUGAAAAUCUUUUAAGUAUGGACACUUGUGAUAUUGACGUACAGGAUCAAAUUGUGGCAUGUUUGUAUGAAAUCGUUGAAGCGCAUCGCACUGAAAUUCGUUCUGGAUGGCGUCCUUUAUUUGGAACGCUAAGGAAUGCUAGAUGUAGAAUGUUGAAUAUUGGAAACAUCAUUGAUAUUUUUCGCGUCUUUUUAGACAGCGAUAAUACUUUAGUGUUUGCAAAUGCUGGCUUAGACUGUAUAUUAUGUCUUCUAUCAUAUUUAGAAAUUUCAGGUGGUGGAAAUUCAUCUGAUAAUAGUGGCGCAGAAGAAAACAAUUUUAGACCGGUCGAGUUUUUACAUGAAACUUUAAGAUUUUUAGAACGUUGCUCAUCGAUUUUAGGUUUUAUGUACAAUAUGCCGAAAUGUCCCAACUUUCAUUCAACUUAUAAAAUCAAAGGCAUCACUUAUACCCACAUUAUAGAUGCAAAUAUACCAAACUCUAUGGAAAAUUUUACAUAUUUUGGUAAUGACUAUUUACAGAAUAAGAAUGAACAACACAUGAUUUCAUAUAGGUCCUUGCAUAUCGAUAAAGACACUAUAACAAAAAUUGAUGAAAUGGAUAAGCCAAGUGGUGUAUUGAAAGUUUGGUUUUUGUUAUUGGAUGGGUUAACAAAUUCAUUAAUUGUAUGCCCUAUACCACAUCAAGCUCCAAUACUACAAACAAUAUUCAAAUUGUUUAAAAACUUGUCACAGAGUCCUGGAAUUGACUUUGGCUUUUAUUGUACAAAUCAUUUAUUGAUCCCAAUGAUACAAGAUUGGCUUCGUUAUAUUAAUAAGACUGGCGCUAACUGGUUAGCAAUUGAGAAAAAUUUUAAGCAUUGUUGUUGUAUGACAACAGAUUUAGUUGUAGAUUUUAUAGAACGUUCUGAAAAACGUUGCACUAACAAUGAAACUAAAAAAGCUUUUAUACAAACAAAUGGAACGACUGGGUGUAAAGCAAAAGUAACGACAAUAUUAAGACCAGUAGAUAAUAUGAAAUAUUCACAAUUAAAGUUAAUACAAAAUUCUGCACUAAUAACUUCAUCAGCAUCAUCAUCAUCAUCAUCUUCAUCUGCAAGUAAUUUGAAUAGUAAUAAUAAUAGUCCUGGUAUGACAGUGUUGAACGAUGUUUCUGGUAAUAAUAGUAACAAUUUAAAUAACAGUAAUGGUAAUAACAAUAAUAGUUAUAGUAAUAAUGGUUGCAGUAAUGGGUGUCAUGAUAGCAAUGAUGUACAUAAUAAUACUAAUAAAGAUCAAUCAACUAAAAAUUUGUUAGGUUAUAAAACAAACUCUAAAUUAGAUAGCUCAUCUUCUGAAAGUUCAUCUGAUAAUUAUGUUGAAUCACCAACAAAAAUAUCCGGUCCAGCGACAUUAGCUUUGAAACAGUUAUUAUUAGUAUUGAUUGAAUGCUCAGCACAAGCUCAAGAAACAAUAGCAAGAGUUGGUGUAUCAUGCCUAAAACAUGUAGUACUAUCAACUGGACACUUGUUCAAUGAAUCACAAUGGAUGAUUGUAUGUUCAGCAAUACAUCGUGCUUGUACAGUAACAAUUGCACCACUAAGGCAAUUAUCAUUUGCAUUUCACGAAAAAUCGAACAGUUUUUAUGGUGAUUGUGCAAAUGUCAAAGUUGCAGCAAGACGAGAUAGCACUUUAGAGGAACUACACCGUAUUUAUUCAUUGGCUCAACAAGUAUUCCUAUUAGAUAAUCAACGUGAUUUGACAAAAUCAACAAGCCACGUUGAUAAAUAUCCAAGCGAUGAUCGUAGUUAUUCAUUUCUUUUAUAUCCAUUAAAUAAUGGCUUCAGCUCAAAUUUAGAUAAUUUUGUUAUACGUAUACCAUUUAAAAAUUUAGUUGUCGGUUUAUUGGCCAAUCAAAUGCUUCUUCAAUUGGUUGCAAAGUUAUUAAUGGCUAGAUUAAAAUGUGUACCAUCCGCUGUACAUACAUGUAUGUUUGAUAAUUAUGCAACAACAAAUAGCCCAGAAUAUGAACUAGAUUUUCGUUCCAAGGAAAUUUUAUUACGUUGUGUUAAACAGUAUUUAACAAGUUCUUUAGAAUUUGAUUCAAGACCUGGUUUAAAAUUUUUAAUGCAAAAAGUUGCAAAUAUUGAAUAUGCAGCAAAUUUAUAUAAACAAAUGACAUCUUCUUGGAUGAUUUAUUAUAUUGCAUUAGUUGAUUCAUAUUUAAAUGAUAUUGUUAUUUAUAAUUUGGGUACCGAAGACUUGAAUUAUAUUUUGGAAUCAUGUUCACGAUUGAAUACAACAACUGUAAAAAAGAAGGAGAAUUUUGUACGUUAUUUAUUUUGUUUACAAGAUGCAUGGAAUUUAGUAUGUGAAUUAUAUUUAAAUAAUACAAUAUUACAUGAAAAUGAUAAUAAUAGUGGUAGUAUAAAAUGUGCAACAACACCCGAUGAAAUACGCAAAUUUAAAGGUAAAAUUGAUGAACGUCAUGGUUCUAUUGAUUCCGAAAAAAGUGGUAGCGGUAGCUCAACAUUAACAUCAAAUUCUGAUGAACAAUCAAAUUCGGGUGGUGAAAGUAAUUCUUUAAUGUCAACAUCAUCACCAAUUAAAUCACCCGAUGAUGACAAUAUUAUAAUGACAACAUUAAUAAGUGAAUUUCAACCGAAAUCAAGAACAAAUCCAUUUGAUACAAAUCGACCACAAAAACCAGAAGUUGAACAAAUUUCUCCAGAAAUUGAACAACAGAGAGCAACUAGUAUUAUGAAAGAUUUAAAUUAUAAACGUGCUGCUUUAUCACAAUUAGUUGUUGCAUCAAUGGAACUAUUAAAAUCAUUACCACAAGAGGCUGAGGAAAAUCUAAGAUUAUUAAUGACACCAACAAUUAGAGAAGCAUUUCGAUUGGUACAAAUCCAAAAUAGUAAUAGUAAUGAUUCGAAAACAAAUCAAUUUUAGAACGGAGAAUAAAAAAAAAUCAAAAUUUAAAUAGCAGUAAUUUAAUAUUAAAUUACGCAAAACAUAUAAAAUAUCGUUUACAGCUUAAAAUAAAUAAUUAAAAAAUAGCACAUAAUAAAAUUAAAAAAUUAUUAAUAAUUAAGUAGAAUAACAGUAGAAGAAAGUUAUUAAAAACAUACAGCAAAAAAAAUGAAUCUAUGAUAACGUAUAGCUUUUUUUCUUUUCUACUGUACAUAAUAUUCCGUAUAUAAUGUAAAAACAAAAAUUGAAAACAUAUUUAAUUGAAACUAUUAGGCUUUUUUUACGAUAAAAUGCGUACAAUAUAACGUAAACAAAUCAAUAUAUAAAUAUAUACAUAUAUUCAUAUAUAAGACAUAUAUACAUAGCUACUAUACUGAUUAAGGAUGACUUCAAAAAAAAAAGAUUGCUUUAAAAAAAAUUAAAAAAAAAAACGCUUAU